CCGGGACUGGACGCCAUUUCCAGCGGUUGCGGCUCUUCACCCGUUGCGUCCCGCCGGGACAAUGAGCUAUGACUCCCACCAGAACUGGAGCCGCGACGGGGGAUCCCGAAGCUCUGGCGGGGGCUACGGCGGGGGCCGCGGGGGAAGCAGAGGACCUGGGGGUAGUGGGGGAGGGCGGGGCGGCCGCGGCCGGCAUCCCGCGCACCUGAAGGGCCGCGAGAUUGGCCUGUGGUACGCGAAAAAGCAGACGCAGAAGAACAAGGAUGCCGAGAGGCAGGAGAGAGCUGUGGUACACAUGGAUGAACGACGAGAAGAGCAAAUUGUGCAGCUGCUAAAUUCUGUCCAAGCAAAGAAUGAUAAAGAUUCAGAAGCAGAGAUAUCCUGGUUUGCGCCUGAGGAUCAUGGAUAUGGUACUGAAGUUUCUGAUAAGACAAAACCAAGCUCAGAGAAGAAACUUGACAGCCAGGAAAAGAAAGUGAAAAACCAAGAUAAAAAGACAUGUAGGAUCAGGGACAAAUCAUACAUUGACCAAGAUUCUGAGUAUCUCUUACAAGAAAAUGAACCAGAUGGAACCUUAGACCAAAAGUUACUGGAGGAUUUACAAAAGAAAAAAACUGACCCUCGUUAUAUUGAAAUGCAGCAUUUCAGGGAAAAGCUGCCUUCAUAUGGAAUGCAAAAGGAGUUGGUAAAUUUAAUUGAUAAUCAUCAAGUAACAGUAAUAAGUGGUGAAACUGGUUGUGGAAAAACCACUCAAGUUACUCAGUUCAUUUUGGAUAACUACAUUGAAAGAGGAAAAGGAUCUGCAUGCAGAAUAGUUUGUACUCAGCCAAGAAGAAUUAGUGCCAUUUCAGUUGCAGAGAGAGUGGCUGCAGAAAGGGCAGAAUCUUGUGGCAAUGGAAACAGCACUGGAUACCAAAUUCGUCUCCAGAGUCGGUUGCCAAGGAAACAGGGUUCUAUCUUAUACUGUACAACAGGAAUCAUCCUUCAGUGGCUCCAGUCAGACCCGCAUUUAUCCAGUGUUAGUCAUAUUGUACUUGAUGAAAUCCAUGAAAGAAAUCUACAGUCAGAUGUUUUAAUGACUGUGAUUAAAGAUCUUCUCCAGUUUCGAUCUGACCUAAAAGUAAUAUUGAUGAGUGCAACACUGAAUGCUGAGAAAUUUUCAGAAUAUUUUGGUAACUGUCCAAUGAUACAUAUACCUGGUUUUACUUUUCCGGUUGUAGAAUAUCUUUUGGAAGAUAUUAUUGAAAAAAUAAGAUACAUUCCAGAACAGAAAGAACAUAGAUCCCAAUUUAAGAGGGGUUUCAUGCAAGGACAUGUAAAUAGACAAGAAAAAGAAGAAAAAGAAGCAAUCUAUAAAGAACGAUGGCCAGAUUACAUCAGGGAACUGCGAAGAAGGUAUUCUGCAAGUACUGUAGAUGUUAUAGAAAUGAUGGAUGAUGAUAAAGUUGAUCUGAAUUUGAUUGCUGCCCUUAUUCGGUACAUUGUUUUGGAAGAAGAGGAUGGUGCAAUACUGGUCUUUCUACCAGGCUGGGACAACAUCAGCACAUUACAUGAUCUCUUGAUGUCCCAAGUGAUGUUUAAAUCAGAUAAGUUUAUUAUUAUACCUUUGCAUUCGCUGAUGCCUACAGUAAACCAGACACAGGUAUUUAAAAGAACUCCUCCUGGUGUUCGGAAGAUAGUAAUUGCUACCAACAUUGCUGAGACUAGCAUUACCAUAGAUGAYGUAGUUUAUGUGAUAGAUGGAGGAAAAAUUAAAGAGACACACUUUGACACUCAGAACAACAUCAGCACAAUGUCUGCUGAGUGGGUUAGUAAAGCUAAUGCCAAACAGAGGAAAGGUCGAGCUGGAAGAGUUCAACCUGGGCAUUGCUAUCACCUGUAUAAUGGCCUGAGAGCAAGUCUUCUGGAUGAUUAUCAACUACCAGAGAUUCUGAGAACACCUUUGGAAGAACUUUGUUUGCAGAUAAAGAUUUUAAGACUAGGUGGAAUUGCUUAUUUUCUGAGUAGGUUAAUGGAUCCACCAUCAGAUGAGGCAGUGUUACUGUCCAUAAAACACCUGAUGGAACUGAAUGCUCUGGAUAAACUAGAAGAACUGACACCUCUYGGAGUCCACUUAGCCCGGUUACCAGUUGAGCCACAUAUUGGGAAGAUGAUUCUUUUUGGCGCUCUCUUCUGCUGCUUAGACCCAGUGCUCACCAUUGCUGCUAGUCUCAGCUUCAAAGAUCCCUUUGUCAUUCCAUUGGGUAAAGAAAAGAUUGCAGAUGCAAGAAGAAAGGAAUUGGCAAAGCACACUAGAAGUGAUCACCUGACCGUAGUGAAUGCAUUUGAGGGCUGGGAAGAAGCUAGGCGGCGUGGUUUUAGAUAUGAGAAGGACUACUGCUGGGAGUAUUUUCUGUCCUCAAACACACUGCAGAUGCUGCAUAACAUGAAAGGACAGUUUGCUGAGCAUCUUCUUGGAGCUGGAUUUGUAAGCAGUAGAAAUCCUAAAGACCCAGAAUCUAAUAUAAAUUCAGAUAAUGAGAAGAUAAUUAAAGCUGUCAUCUGUGCUGGUUUAUAUCCCAAAGUUGCUAAAAUUCGACUAAAUUUGGGUAAAAAAAGAAAAAUGGUAAAAGUUUACACAAAAACAGAUGGCCUGGUUGCUCUUCAUCCUAAAUCUGUUAAUGUGGAGCAAACAGAUUUUCACUACAACUGGCUUAUCUAUCACCUGAAGAUGAGAACAAGUAGUAUAUACUUGUAUGACUGCACAGAAGUUUCCCCAUACUGUCUCUUGUUCUUUGGAGGUGAUAUUUCCAUCCAGAAGGAUAAUGACCAGGAAACCAUUGCUGUAGAUGAAUGGAUCGUGUUUCAGUCUCCAGCAAGAAUUGCCCAUCUCGUUAAGGAAUUAAGAAAGGAACUAGAUAUCCUUCUACAAGAGAAGAUUGAAAGCCCUCAUCCUGUAGACUGGAAGGACACGAAAUCCAGAGACUGUGCUGUCCUGUCAGCUAUUACAGACUUAAUCAAAACACAGGAAAAGGCAACUCCCAGGAACUUUCCACCACGCUUCCAGGAUGGAUAUUACAGCUGACAACUUUUCUGUGGUGAUCUGAAAAGCCAGUUUGACAACCAUUUUCCUCAUGGUUUAACUUCUGGCUAAAUGCCAAACUCUGGGACAUGACCAAUUUUCAUUUGUAAGGUAGAAGCCUUUAGUGAGUAGUAAAGAUUUAAUGUGCAUGACUUGAUGAUGUUAUCUGUAGCUAUUCUAAAUACGCCAUAAAAAGCAAUAUGUUCUCUGAUCAUAGUCUGUUGGGUCAUGCCCACUCUUUGGAACUAUUCCUCUGAGUCUUGUACCAUAAGAAAUUCCUUUGUUCUGUUAUAAAAAAUUAAUUUUCUGUUCAUAAUUAAGUGCAGAACCAGUAAAAAUGAAUGGUUAGCCAGAAAGCAGGGUCAGGUAAGAAUUUGAACACAGCCACAUUUUUAAAAAAAUGAAACUUUGAACAGAAGUAAAUUUGUUGUACUAAAGCCCAGUAUUUAAUAAAAUGUACAGUAUAUAAAGUCUCAGCUAACUUCUUGGCUUGGUUUCUACAUCUCCACCCUCCCUUGGUUUCYUUGGUGUUUAUGCUAUUUCUAAUAUACAGGUCCUCCUCUUCAUGCCUGGUACAGCAUGAUGUGGCAGCAUUAGAGAGCAUGGGUCUGCACCCUGAUUAACCAAGUUCCAAUCUCAGCUGUCAUUUAACUAGAUGUCUUAGGCAAGUUACUUGGCUUUUCUGUUUUCUUAAAUAUAGGUAAAUUGUGAGGCUGCAAUAUGUUGAUACUGUUAAGCACAUAGACUAGUGUCUGGUACAUACCAUAUCCUCACUGAGUCUUAUUUAUCCAUGAAAUAUUUUUUAAAUGUAUGGUUUCUUUUUUUUUUUUCAACACAUGCUUUACUUUCUUAGCCAGUGGAAGCUAGUGUGAGGACUGGUAAUGUGUGUUUUCAGCUCUGUCAGAUUUUGACAACAAUUGUUGGUUGUUUUCCAAUAGCCAUUUUGUCCCUCCCUUCUUGCUUUCUUGUCAAAAGUAUCCCCAUCCCUGUGGGGCCUUGGGCCCUCAGAUGUUGAACUCUUCCCCAAGAGUGAAUUAGGUUGUUCUGAGCCAAUUGUGUGUGAUCUUACUCCCUUUAUAAGUCAUUUGUUAGGCGUGAACAUGAGUCUGUCCGUGGCAAUAGCAACUAAGAAGUGAUCUGCAACGGGGUGUCUGAGAAAGAUUUUUCUUGCUAAUUGACAUAAAAGAGAAAACGCUGCUCUCUUUCUUUGRACAUUGUCUUGUCAGAAUCUGAUACUGGGAACUGCUGUAGCCAACUUAGGAUCAGAAAGGGGACACAGCUAUAUUCUGAGGUUGGCUCAGGGUGGAAAGGGGACAUCAAAGUCCUUGAUCAUGCUGGGUGAGCUGCAGAAUUUAASUGAUUCUAGAACUGCCUACACAUGGAUUUAUGUUAAUAGAAUAAGUCUUUCAUUUUUUUAAAGCCCCUUUUAGCAAAGUAUUUUUAACUUGGCAGAAAGCAUAUUAAGUGAAACAGUGUCAUUGAGCUGUGGUCUCCUUCUGUUUAUUGUGAUGUAACAGUUUUGACCCUUAUGUCUGAAGGUAUUUAAAAAACGCAGAGAGCAUCCUGCUAUACCCUAAAGAAUACAGAUUUCAUUGUGCCUUCCAAUAAAUUGCAAGGAAACCAAAGGAGUAAAUGUAUCCUUGGUGAUGGGAUGUAUUAAUGAUGGUAUGGUGUUCUGUUAAUGGCACUGGUUCAGUUCCUACUCCCAUCUCUGGGAAUGUGUGUCUCCCAUCAUGUGCUGUGCCUCCUCAGUCCAUUCUCUCAGCUGGUCUCCCACAGUGAGUAUCUGGACUGAGUUAUGUCACAAUAUUGUACAUAUUAGUUUUGCCCAUAAAGUCAAGGUGACCAUCAGGUCCUGUUUGCUCUAGAAGAGUGUUUAUUAUUUGUAGGGAUUUUUUUCCCUCAUAUUAUACAGUUUAAUUACUUGGUCACUUGACCAAAUGGUCUUGGAAGACAGGAUUUAAAGAUUCUGUUAAAAAAAAAAWUUAUUAGUUGAUUCCAUCUUUGCAAACUGGUAUUUAGUCUUCCUGUGAAUGGGAGAACUGCUGAGGAAGAAUUAAUAGGUGAGGGAUUCACAGAAAUUAAAGCAGUUACUGUCACCUCUAGUUUAUUUCUUGUUUCUGAUGCAGUUGGAAAUCUUAUUGAAGGUGCUACUAAUGUUGUUUCUUUUGUUUACAGAAUAGGGCAUUGCUUCAUGGAAAAUAAGUUCUAUAUCUGAAAUGUGUUUGCUGUGUAGAGAUUUUGAAAGAAUAAAGACAUUAAGUUAAGAAAUCAAAUGUCUUACCAUUCUGAGCAGUAUCGAGAAUAACUUGAAAAAUUAACAGUGAAACAGCCAUAUAUGGGGAAAACAUGGAAGAAAUAAACCACUGUAUAGGGUUUAAAAAGCACACAAAGAAAGCAUAUAACACCUGCCUAAUUAUUAAUUAUGGCAAAAACUCUAGAUAAGUUGAUACCAGUUAAUUACAAGCUAUUCUCUAUUUUUACUGCAUUUUUAAAACAAAAGUCCACCCCUACUAGUUAUUAAUUGUAGAAAAAUUUUAGAAGGGAUUUUAGUACCCCCUCAUCCAGAGUAAAUAAAUAGUAGAUUUCCCUCCAUUCUUAGCUCUGAGUUUAUAUUUAGUUUUAAACAACUCUGAUUAUGUUGUAUAAUCAUGUAUUUGUGAUAAUGUUAAUUGUUUUUAAAUGGCAUUUUUAAAACAAUCCAUCCUCACUAAGGAAUCUUUGGAAAUUCAACAUAGAAAUUAAAUCAUGUUACCAUUUGUUAUGUUAUAAUAUAUUUCCAUACUUUUUUUAAACUUUGAAGUAUUUGUAUACAAUGAACUUAAUCAGUUUAAGUGUAUAAGUCAGUGAAUUUUGUCACCUGUAUAAAGUUGUGUAAUUAAUGCCACUACAAUCUUGAUACUGAAURUUUACAUCACCUAAAUAUUUCCUCAUUCUUUGCAGGCAGUUCCCCUUCCCCACUUCUCCCUGGCCUCCAUUCAUAUGCUUUUUGUCAUCAGUUUUUCCUUUUCUAGAAUUUCCAAUAAAUGGAAUCAUGUA
Molecule: messenger RNA, 6100 nt
Organism: Urocitellus parryii (Arctic ground squirrel)
Lineage: Eukaryota; Metazoa; Chordata; Mammalia; Rodentia; Sciuridae
Gene: Dhx36
Product: DEAH-box helicase 36
Cellular component (GO): nucleus; intracellular anatomical structure; cytoplasm
Molecular function (GO): DNA helicase activity; G-quadruplex RNA binding; G-quadruplex DNA binding
Source: RefSeq, a predicted model, not a curated record